Fulmarus glacialis (Northern fulmar) is the source of this 753-nucleotide messenger RNA. It is a transcript of the gene AK3, whose product is annotated as adenylate kinase 3. Gene Ontology annotation, molecular function: ATP binding; AMP kinase activity. Lineage: Eukaryota; Metazoa; Chordata; Aves; Procellariiformes; Procellariidae. Bases 58 to 534 code for a protein of 158 amino acids. Gene Ontology annotation, biological process: nucleobase-containing compound metabolic process. The record is from RefSeq and is a predicted model, not a curated record. The transcript is spliced from 4 exons. Gene Ontology annotation, cellular component: cytoplasm.
GUUGGAAUCCUUGCCAAGUCCUACAUUGAUCAAGGGGUGCUUAUUCCAGAUGACAUCAUGACACGACUAAUGCUGAAUGAGCUAAAAGGUUUAGAUCGGUACAACUGGCUAUUGGAUGGUUUCCCCAGAACGGUUGCUCAGGCAGAAGCCCUGGAUAAAGAAUGUCAGAUAGACACUGUGAUUGACCUAGAUGUGCCAUUUGAGACCAUAAAAUGUCGGCUCACAGCACGUUGGAUCCACCCUGCUAGUGGCAGAGUCUACAAUCUUGAAUUCAGUCCUCCCAAAGUGCAGGGCAUUGAUGAUAUUACUGGAGAGCCACUUGUUCAGCGUGAUGAUGAUAAGCCAGAGACGGUUACCAAGAGGCUGCAGGCUUAUGAUGCACAGACAAAACCUGUUCUAGAAUAUUAUCGGGAAAAAGGGUUAUUGAAGUCCUUCUCUGGAACAGAAACCAAUAAGAUCUGGCCACAUAUCUAUGCUUUCCUCCAAACCAAGUUGCCAGAUAUGAGCCAGAAAGAUGCUGCCAAUCCCAGGUGAAAAAAGGUCUAACUUCUGCUCAUCUGUCAUAGCUCACACUUGAUUACAUGAGAUUCAGCAGUCAAGGAUUUCUCUAAGUAGUCUACCAGACUGAUCAAUAAUUAAAGUCUAAUGUUGUCCUUAGCUUACAUAAUGAUAAACUUUGUUCUCACUUUAAUGCUGUAUUUUUUAUAUUAAAUAUACCUAGUUUGUAUAAUACAGUAACUGACUUUAACAAAA